Olea europaea var. sylvestris is the source of this 658-nucleotide messenger RNA. RefSeq names its product flavin-containing monooxygenase FMO GS-OX5-like. The record is from RefSeq and is a predicted model, not a curated record. The annotation marks the transcript as partial. Gene Ontology annotation, molecular function: N,N-dimethylaniline monooxygenase activity; NADP binding; flavin adenine dinucleotide binding. The transcript has 2 exons. Lineage: Eukaryota; Viridiplantae; Streptophyta; Magnoliopsida; Lamiales; Oleaceae.
AUGCAAGUAAGUUUAUUUUAGGCUUUAACAGCAAUAGCGGUAUCUUCCUUUGCUACCAGGCAUCAACACAUUUUCAAUGUCGGAAUCCCUAAAAGUGGCAGUGAUCGGUGCUGGCGUCGCCGGACUUGCUUCCGCCCGCGAGCUGAAAAGAGAAGGCCACCGUGUUGUGGUCUAUGAAAAAUCAGACCAGCUUGGUGGAACAUGGGUUUACGAUCCCCGAGUCGAGUCUGACCCACUCGGCCUUGAUCCCAACCGAGAAAUUGUACAUGGAAGUCUUUACUCUUCUCUCUGCACCAAUUUGCCCAGACAACUUAUGGGGUUUUCAGAUUAUCCAUUUGAGAUUAAGAAAAAUGGUGAAAUCAGGACUUUUCCCAGGCACGAAGAGGUGCUCCAGUUUCUGAACGAGUUUGCCAUGGACUUUGGACUCGUUGAAUUGAUACGGUUCAAUACAGAAGUUGUCCGAGUUCAACGAGUUGAUUCCAGAAAUGAUCUGUGGAUGGUUGAAUCAAGGAAGUGUGGACUGAGUCAGGAGGAGACGUUUGAUGCUGUUGUUGUGUGUAAUGGCCACCACACUCAGCCAAGACUCUCCGAUAUACCAGGCAUCGAAAAAUGGCCUGGAGAACAGAUUCAUAGCCACAACUAUCGAGUUCCUGAAACA